GUGCAGCUAGCACAAUCUGAAGCACAUCUGUGUAUGCUGCAUGUCCUGAUUCAUCACCGGGGGGGUCAACUCCUAAGGAGCGGAUGAAGAAACAAAUUUUGCUUUUAUUCACGUUUAGAGGGAUAGUGAGAAAAGGCAAAAAAGGGAAAAAAAGAAAAUGGCCAAUUUUAUAUUACGGAAGGCCCAACCAACUGACGUGUGCGACAUACUGCGACUCAUAAAGGAACUUGCCAAAUUUGAAGAGAUGGAGGAGCAGGUCAUCCUAACCGAGAAAGAGCUGCUGGAAGAUGGCUUUGGAGAGCAUCCCUUCUACCACUGCUUAGUUGCUGAAGUCCCAAAAGAAAAGCAAACAUCUGAAGGCUACACUGCGAUUGCCUUUGCCAUGUACUACUUCACCUAUGACCCUUGGAUUGGAAAGCUGCUUUACUUAGAGGACUUCUUCGUCAUGCCAGAGUUUCGAGGUUUCGGCAUUGGCUCAGAGAUCCUAAAGGUCUUAAGUGAGACGGCAGUAAGGACUCGCUGUAGCAGCAUGCACUUCAUCGUGGCAGAAAAUAACACUAAGUCUAUCGAAUUCUACAAGAGAAGGGGGGCCGCUGACCUUUCCUCCGAAGAGGGGUGGCGCCUUUUUGCUAUUGACAAAGGGGAGCUGUUGAAAAUGAGCAACAAAUGAAGUUUUCUUGUAUCCUGCAUGCUACUGAUACAGUAUAUUUUCCAAAACUCUUCCAUGCUUGUCAAUCCAAUGUAAAAAGAGGAAUACAAUUUGUAAUUUCAUGAUAUGAUGAUUAUAUCGCAGAGACAUGUGUAUUGAUUUUAAUUGUUUUUAUACGCCUAUCAAAUAAUAUUUCAGAAUAAUUAGUUUAUCCUUUACCACAACAGUUUAUAUUCAUACAUUACAGAUAUUGAUCCAAAAGUGAGCUGGGCUUGUUUUUUAGAGGGAUUAUUAUUUUUGCCAUCCCUUCCAAUAAAGACUGUUUUAAA
Entelurus aequoreus (snake pipefish) is the source of this 978-nucleotide messenger RNA. Its product is annotated as diamine acetyltransferase 1-like. The record is from RefSeq and is a predicted model, not a curated record. Lineage: Eukaryota; Metazoa; Chordata; Actinopteri; Syngnathiformes; Syngnathidae. Gene Ontology annotation, molecular function: N-acetyltransferase activity. The transcript has 6 exons. Bases 158 to 670 code for a protein of 170 amino acids.